Schistosoma intercalatum is the source of this 4211-nucleotide messenger RNA. Lineage: Eukaryota; Metazoa; Platyhelminthes; Trematoda; Strigeidida; Schistosomatidae. The record is from the annotation of a GenBank genome assembly.
CGAGAUUGUACCUCUAGUGUUAAAAACUGCAAGGAUUAAUACAGAUAGAGCAGACGUUCGAAACUUCGUUGAAGAACUCGAGGUGGAUAAACAAAAUCUAAACCAUCCUUCCGUGAAGUCAUCGAUUGUUUAUUUAAAGUGUUUUCAUUCUUUCUUUAGUUGGAGAAUGUAAUGCAAAAAUUUAUGGUUUGGAUAAUAAUUUGUGGUGUUGGCACAUUUGUGUACACUUUCCGGUCUAAAUUUCGGAUGUCUAUUUUUUGUGUUUAUUUACCAUUCCAUUCUUCCAGUAAUUCCUAAUAUCAUGUUCCUCAUGGCAUUUUUCUCCUGCUGAUUUGUUCCUAAAACACUUUCUGGUUCAGUUUUUUGUGUGUGGUUAAUGGCACUGAAUAAAAGACGUCCACUCACUCGUAUAGAACUUGGAUUGCAAGACUUGAUGGAAUUUAAAAACUUCAUUGAUACUCAGUCUAAUGGAGACUGUGAAAAAGGUAGCAAAAGUACCAAGGAUUCUUUUGAAAAGGUACAACUUCGAGAAGCUGAAAGACGCAGAAAAAAUGCGCGCCAUCGGAUUGGUCUACCUCCAGAUUAUUAGGAGACUUUAAGACUUAGUGUAUAUAUGCUUCUGUGAACCACUAUAAUCAAUGUUCAAUUUCAACCUUUUUUCGCUGGAACUACAUGUUUAUCGUUUGAAACUUCACGAAUAAUCGGUAAUUUAAAUAAAAUCGCCUGCUAACAGUCUGCGAAGUGGUUUGCAACGUUUAGUCGAAUUUUUCGGAAUACAAUUUGACAGACUACCUCAGAAAUUUCAACCAAAUUAUCAUAUUUUCUACAAUAAAUCUCAAGUUCUAAAGUGUCGCAAAAAUAAUCCACAGCACAACGCACCUCUGGUUCAUUUCUAGAAUGAGGACUAUAUCCUAGGUUUAGAAUAAAUUGAAUUAUCUAGGAUGUCAUGUCAUACUGAAAGUCUUCUUUCACUAAAGAAGGGAUUUAUUGUUGCACCUAUUUUGGGAAAGGGUGUAGAUAAUGUACACGAAAAUGGUUUCGCCUCAGGUUUGUUUUAAGGUGCUUGUAAAAUAUUGACUGGAUCAGACUACACAAAUUAUCUAGACCAAAUACAACAAGCAGGUUGGAUUUUGUUCAGGCCAUCACAUCUCACUCUUUCUCAAAACGAUUAGGUAUCGUCACACGUAUCGCAUUCCUUGUAUCAGAAUUGCAGUCAAUUUAUUGAACAGAACUGUACUAUACAUUUAUACAUUAGAGAGGAAUGUAAUCGAGGCGGUCAUCUUAGAUUUUUUCACAGCUAUCCUAUUAGAGUGAUAACGUACAAUUAUCUUUAAAUUCUAGUCCAUAAUAUGAGUGCAUUUGAAUGAGGCUAACCCAUCUUGCUAAUUUUUCUGUAGCCUUAUAAAUGAUGAUAUUUCCCAAACAGCUUAGAAUAGAGUACGUGAUUGAAAAAUAUAUUUACUUCUCGGAAUGUAAAUUAGUCGAUCGAUGAUCAGCGUUUCUGAUUAAUGACGAAUACUCUUGACCCUCAAAGCGCAAAAUAUAUCACAAGAGGGAUUUAGGGUUUGUGUAUUUAGUGAGAUUUGUGUCGUUGUUGAGCAGCAGCGAUAUGCUUUCUUUCACUAAUUUUGGUUCGAGGUGAAUAGUGCUGUUACGUCGAAGGAUAUCAUCAGUUCGUCGUUGUUGAUUUGAAUGUUCUUAAUUCGGUCCAGGAAUUGUGUGGGGGGUUUGAUGGAGUGGUUGGCUGAAUCUACUAAAUAUCUCAAUAAACUGCCUACUUAGGGUUUGUCCAUAAACUCAUAUUCGCUGGUGAACUGCUAGAAAUGUUCAGGAUACUCAUGUGCCGGAAUACUGAUGUUUUCAGAGACAAAAAUCUCAUAUAGCUAAAGAGACCCAUAUUUAGCGCUGUCACGACAUUAUAUUAGUUGUUUAAGCGUUAGUGUAGUAGCAGUUACCCUCUACUCUUGUCGAGCCUGGCGUCUUUAAUCUUAAAACUUUAAACGACUCUGUAUUAGGUCAUUGUUUUCGGCGACUCAAUAUUGUGACUAAUGUCAAUAUGCAUCGAUAUGUGGCUAAUCAUAUUGGUAAUCACUGUCCAUUCAUUGAUAGCAUCUCUGGUAACCAACUUCAGAUAGUUUCCGAAACCAACUGGUUCUUCUCAGAUUUCUGUUGAAGUUUGAUGAAACAUAAUACCCGUACUUAUACAGUACAUAAGAUAAUUUGCUAAGGGAUUUUAGAAUUAAAAUGUCCUUUAUUUCUAAAUGUAUGCUUAACCGGGCCUGUAUAAAUAGCAAAAAAGGUAACUGGUAGACUAAUGGGUAUUAUUAAAUGAAUUUACGGCUAAGAAACAACUAAAAUAUGAUGAAUUUUUGGUUAUGCAUGAGGUUCGAGUUUUGGCUUAUCCAUGAUUUGAAUUACGAAGAAAUUCAACAGACGGUAAUAUAACAGUUGUUAAGGCAAAUACCAUAGUUAGAAAGACGAUCGUAAAGAUCAUGGAGCUCAGUGACUUAAGCCAUGAUCAUAUAUGACUUAAAAUAGAAGUCUGUGGCAAUCCUGCUGUAAUUUGCUGAUACUGCCUUCAUAAUAGUGCGUUAAACUUUUUAAACUGAGUAAAACCUUUCUUGGCUGUAUUUUUAGUUAAGCUAUAUCUUAAAUGCUAUUUCUGUUCAUUUAAUCAUUGGUCCUGCCAUUCUUUUCCCUUUAACUUCUUGAUAUCGUUUUCUUUAUCUGGGUCAGUUUCCGGUGCUUAAUUGCGCCAGAAUUUGUGUAAACUAAACAAAAGAUUGAUAUCGCUUUUAACAAUGUUCAUACAUACAUGUUAAGGUAAAACUUAAGCUUAUUCAGCUUAAACAAUCGACAACCUGAUAGCUUAUCCAAUAUUAGCUGUGCUCAAUAAAUUAGUACAUAAACCUAUAUAAAAUUACAAAUUACACUUACAGAUGCGACUAAAUGAAUUGAAUAAAUGGAAAUAACUAAUUCACCAGUAAGCGGUAGUGCGAUGAUGCACUAUUCAGUACAAACUACUCGAUUGGUAGAACAAAAGGAUGGUACUUUUUCGAAUAUUAUUGACCAUCUGUAAAAUUAGUGGGUUUAUGCCCUCAAUGUUUAUCAGAAAUUUACAAUUUUAUUUAUAAGUGCACCACCUAUAUAAUUUUAUUCGUUUCACAUUUCCACCUGACCUAAACUGAUCGUAAAUUGGGUGGCAUUCAGUAGCGUACUUGUUUUCAUCAUCAAAAUUGUAAGUACGUUUAAUACCACACAACUUCUCAUUAAGACGCAAGAAGGCAUUACUUGUUUUAAAAUGAAUUUUCAAGUGUUGUUGAUAAGAUAUUUGGAUCGUGCCAAGUGCGUUUCAUCCUAUCUAGGGCUCCUUAGCCUAACAUUCAGACAAAAAUGAGAAACCGGUCGCUUUAGGCACCAAGGCGUUGUCUAUUAAGCUACAAAGUGCAGAUAGCCAUUAAAUUGUUUACUGGGAAUAAAGGUAGUUUUAAAAAUUCGUAUUCAUCCGUUGUCAGUAUUCAGAAUCAGAUUAAAGUCAGUAUCAUGUGCUUCGAUCCUAUGAUUAACAUAGGAUCAUGAAAAAGAAACCACAUUGUUACUCUCAUUUUGAUUUUUAUUAUUACGGUAUACACUGUGUUAAUACGUGUAUAUUUGUUUCUUUUCUGCUAUUUUCAUCAAAAUUAUGAAUAUAUUCACUUUGUUGACCGAGUAACUACGCCGUCACUCCUUGAACUCGAUUAGAUUCAUUUUGCUCUACUGGAAUAUUACUCAAUGGAGCAACAAUAUAACCUUCCCAUUUAUCAGGUACUUGUUCCAUAAUAUCAGUAGCUAGAUUACAAUUAUAUGCAAUGUGAUUAUUACCAUCGUCAUCAUCUAAAAAACAAUUGGAACCAACAUUAAUUUCAUCACAUAAACUAAUCAUCGGUUCUGUAUUAUCUAGACUCCAACAUUGAUUAUUAGUUGUUCCAUGAAAAGCUUCUUUCGUUAGCAAUGAAUCAGCAUAGCGUAUAGCUUCCUCAAGAGUUCUCAAAUUUUCCUUAAUGAACAAAAGAGGAAAAAUAUUUCAUAAAAGAACAAAACUCUUUCAAGUGUUGUUAAAUUGAAAUAGCCAAAAAAUUAUGAUGGGUCCAAUCGAAGUUAUAUGAACGACAAAUCCAAUAUGGUGUCUGUAAAGGUUAAAAACACAAAGUUCAGCGACGAAAUCUCUUCGC